GAAUUUGCAUAGAAAAAAUACAUUAAUUAUGAUAUACAUAUUAAUAUCCAUUUUGCUAUAUUUUGAUAAAGGGUUAAUUGCAAGGUUGGUCACUGAGAUUACUAAAAACGUUCAUGUUUGGUCACUGAAAAUAUUUAAUUUCAUUCGUGGUCACUUAAAUUAGUUAAACACUUCAUGUUUGGUCACUCUCCGUCCAACUCCGUUAACUUUUGCUUACGUGGCGGUCAACUUUAAAAGUUGACCGUUAAAUGUGUGACAUGGCAAUUAAAAAUAAUAAAAUAAAUAAAAUUUAAUUUUUAAAAAUUUCCACCUAGGAUGUGAGUAAACUCAACAAGUGGAACUUGACUGACACUUUCGCAAUUGGGCCGGUGUUACAUGCGCCGACAACAGAGUUGUCGAGCUCCGUUUCUCCGGAUGGGUCUCCCCGGCGAGCUCUCUCUCCGACUGGGCAACCUCACCCAACUCAAUACUCUUUCUGUUCGUUUCAACGCGCUUAGGGGAGCAUUCCUACCGACAUCACAAAAGAAAACAAAACUUCAUCCAUCAAUUAGAUACAAGCAGCCACCUUUCGCCAGCCUUAACGAUCUGAUCAUCACCAAAGCCGAAGGAAGGGAGGUAAAUCGUUUGCGUGCCUCACUCAUUCUCUCUCCUUUGUCUCCACAGGCAAUGAAUUAACGAUGAACCCGUAAAAAAUAAAAAUGAAAAACUAAAAGGGUUCUCCCUUGUCUCUAUCUUCUCUCUAGUGUAAUGGCAGCCGCAGGGGGCAGAAUGGGGACCAUCCUUAAUAAUAAAAAAUAGAACGGCGACCAUCUUCGCUGUCGUCGACAGGAAUGGUGCUGGACAGUGUGGAGAUCGACAACAUUGUGGACGUGCCAAUCAACGACACGCCGCCGAGCAAGCCACAACUGCACAGAAUGUCGGCCAACAAUUUCAGGGAGUCAUUUUGGAGGACGACGAGUAACUUUGGCAACUUCGGUAUGUUGUUCCGCAGGACCAGCAGCAGCGUGCUGAAGAAAAUCGCUGAGAUCUCGCCCGACGGGGGUAAGAGCACCGCCACUGAGACUGGGAGGUAGCAGCGGGUGCAGAGGAGGGUGUCGUCCGAUGCCAGCCGGGCGGUCGGGAUCUCCGGGGAAGGGAUCUUCCUACCGAGGAAGGAGUGGGAGGAGGAUGCCCGGCGGUGGCUGUUGAGGAAGAUUGAUCUCACCGGCCACCUACGAGACGACGGGUUGUGUGAUUGUCGACUAUCUGGUUAUUCACAUCGAAAAUGUGAAAAAAUUAUAUUUUAUUUAUUUUAUUAUUUUUAAUUGCCAUGUCACACAUUUAACGGUCAAUUUUCAAAGUUGACCGUCACAUAAGCAAAAGUUAACGGAGUUGGACGGAGAGUGACCAAACUUGAAGUGUUUAACUAAUUUAAGUGACCACGAAUGAAAUUAAAUAUUUAUAGUGACCAAACAUGAACGUUUUUAGUAAUCUCAGUGACCAACCUUGUAAUUAACCCUUUUGAUAAAAGAAAAAUUGAACUCUUCCAAAUACGUCUCAGUUGUAGUAUUAUCACUGUCAUACCAAUUAUAUCAUAGUGAUAUGACAGUGAUAUGGUGACCCAUCUUCUUCAUUUCAAGUCAAAAUAAAAAAAAAGCUGUAUAGAGAGAAUACAUUCAUUAAGAUCUACAUAGUGAUAUAAAUUUUGAUAUGUUUUGUCAAGCUCAAUACCUCAUAUCAACAUUAUGUCACUCUCAUACCAACAUCAUUUCACUAUCAUAUCAACAUUAUAUCACUAACAUAUCAACAUCAUACCACUAUCAUAUAUCUGGAAAACAUUUGCUAAAAAAAAUGAAAAUGGAUAUAAUCUUGUACAGCACAAAAAUAUGAUUUUCUUGUGCAAUUUUUUUUUUGAAAUCCAAUGGAAAUUGAAUGCACUAUGGUCCGUUGAAUUUUCAUUCAAUAUUUGACAAAUGCCUUUAAAGCUCUCUGGAAAUCCGCAUCCAGCUAAGAAAAGAGAAGAUGGAACACAUAGAACCCGACCACACAGGAACAAGGCUCGCCCAACUAUUUUCAUGUCAAAAAUACCCCUACUCUUCCUUGACCAUCAUAUCCACAACUAAGAGAAUGGACUUUAUUAGCUAAAAAAGUCUGCAACUUUGUUGCAUUCACGAUAGCAGUGGGAGAUGUGCAUCUCCCAGUUCUUCUAACGGAGCUCCUGGAAUUGUCGGAUCAAGUUAGAAUACCUCGAGCAUCCUUGAUCUGUCGCUGUUAACAAGUUGAAGGCUGCCAAUAAGUCAGUCUUGAGUAAGACUUUUCUAUGACCUUGCUCCCACGCAAGCUAUAGACCAAUAACAGCUCCUUUAAUUUAUGCUCUUGUUAUGGUGCAUGUCCCAGGAUUGGCUGCAAAGGCUUCUAGACAUUGGCCUAAACUGUUCCAAAGUAAGCCACCAGCUGCACCUCGAGAAUCUGGUUGUCGUACACAUCCGUCAGUGUUGAGUGUUGACCAGAAUCCAAUUGAUAGGUGAGCUUCCCAGGCCAACUCAUGGGUUGAUUUCCUAUGUUGUUGAAUGUUCAGUUGGCUGGUGCUAGUUUGUGCCUGAAUGAUUGUUCUCGUCCAGCAACUGAUACUCUGUAAGAGUAUGUUGACAUCUUGAUAUUUGUUGUCAAAGAUCCCUUCAUUUCGUCUCUUCCAUAGGUACCAUGUUGUAACUCCAAACAACAAGCUCUUGUCCUUGUCAAGCAAGUGCGAAGACAACUAUUAUGCAAAACUAACAACGACAUUACUAUGAUUAUCUUUGAUUCCCAGAAUGUGCCAUACCUGUUUUGCUUGUGGGCAGCUCCGAAGAAUAUGUUCCACCGUUUCAGACUCUUGUUUACAAAAUGCGCAAGUAUCCGAUGUGCAUAACUUCCUUCAUUUCCUCUACAAAAUAGUUUUGCAUGAGAUCCUCGUCCGUUUUUAAUCCCCAAAACUGUAAUUAAUACAAAAAAAUUUAAAUACCGAAAAUACUCUUACAGACCGUUUGGUACCAAAUGAAUCGAGAAUUCAUUUCAUUUUAAAAUGAAUUACUGUGUAGAAU
Linum trigynum is the source of this 3059-nucleotide messenger RNA. The record is from the annotation of a GenBank genome assembly. NCBI's taxonomy places the organism in Eukaryota, Viridiplantae, Streptophyta, Magnoliopsida, Malpighiales, Linaceae.